Cuscuta campestris is the source of this 1204-nucleotide messenger RNA. NCBI's taxonomy places the organism in Eukaryota, Viridiplantae, Streptophyta, Magnoliopsida, Solanales, Convolvulaceae. The record is from the annotation of a GenBank genome assembly.
CUCUAAAUAUGUGUAUAAUGGCUAUGAAAACAUCCAUCAUAAUUAAGCUUUAUAACGAGCUAAUCCUUAUGUGCAUCCCUUCUAAUUAUCUUUAGGCCAAAUAAGUUUUUUUUUAAGCAUAAAACGUUUUAUACGGAGUAUAAUCAUACAUUAUAUAGGUGAAUUCUCUUUAGAAGGUACCUGGACCGUGAGAGCAGUGAUUGAAAACAAAUAGCGGACCGAUUACUGGCGACCAAGAAAUAUGAUAUGUUCAGUGUGCACUGCCCACUUUGCCACAAGCAAUGUAAAACACUACUUUUGUUGAAAUCCACGGGUGUACUCUGCAAUGGGUGAUUGUUCCGUUUUGCAUACAGAUCUGAGAUCAUCGAUCGUUGCUUCCAGAAAAGACCAACUUCACUAGCGGAGCCAGAUCGGAGCAAAACGGCGAUGUAAUCAAUGGCGAUAGAAGUGGUAUUGCCACAUUCCAAUCCGUGGUGGGGUUAAUCUGGAUCGACGCCGGCGCUUUCCUCUGCAACCGGCCGGGCUGCCGCCGCCGGUCAUCCGGUGAUUGUUCCGUAUUCUCCGCCAUCUUAAGGGUAAUAGUAAUAUAUGAUAGGAAAACUCUUUUUAGCCUUGCAUAUGUGAAGAUGGUUUACUAUUGAAUCUGGAGGAGGGAGCUUGUAGAGUAUGGGAUUCGGCGAUGCUUCCUAUACAGUUGAUGUUAGAGAAGUGCUUCAACUGUUUCUGGUUUAUAGUUUUUUGGGUUUCCUUCUCCAUCAUUGUUGCUUGUACACUGCUACAAAGAGCACACUUGAUGGGAUAAUAGACACAGUUUUGGCAGUUCAUCUUCUUAUGCCACUACUAAGCUUAUUGAAGACCAAUGGUAAGCUUGUAUUGGUUGGUCUCCUGGAGGAACCCCUUGACUUGUUGGUGUUUCCCUUAAUCAUGGGUAGAAAAUUGGUUGCAGGAAGUGGCAUCGCUGUAAUAAAUUAAAGGAGACUCAAGCCAACAUAACAUCACACCAGAUGUUGAGAUUGUGCCGAUGGACUAUGUCAACACCGCCAUAGAACAUCUAGCCAAAGCCGACGUGAAAUAUGGAUUCGAAUUGGAUUUUUCCACAGAGGAACAGGAUGGAUUGAAAAGGCAGGCAUGUAGAAUAUGCAAAUUGUAAGGAAGAUGAUGUAAAUAUUAAAUUAUUAGAUGUUAAUAAUAUUUUAAAUGUAUG